This is a messenger RNA of Trichoplusia ni (cabbage looper), 1444 nucleotides long. It is a transcript of the gene Jafrac1, whose product is annotated as peroxiredoxin 1. The coding region runs from base 87 to 884 and encodes 265 amino acids. Gene Ontology annotation, biological process: hydrogen peroxide catabolic process; removal of superoxide radicals; cellular response to stress. Lineage: Eukaryota; Metazoa; Arthropoda; Insecta; Lepidoptera; Noctuidae. Gene Ontology annotation, molecular function: thioredoxin peroxidase activity. Gene Ontology annotation, cellular component: cytosol. The record is from RefSeq and is a predicted model, not a curated record. The transcript has 7 exons.
GAACGCUGGACGAGAGUUGUUCGUUUGUCAAUUCUCAACACAUUUUAUUUCAACUACCCCGAAAUUAACAAGUGUCAGCUGCCGAGAUGUCUAUGGAACACAAGUGUUACUGCAGAGGCGAUGAGCUCACAAGCAUGGAUCUCAAUAAGCCUGAACACCUCUUGCCCAUGAUGAGGCCUUUUUCUAUGAGCUUCAACAAGAUGCCUCUCCAGCUGACAAAGCCCGCGCCCCAGUUCAAGACCACCGCCGUCGUCAACGGCGAGUUCAAGGACAUCGCGCUCAGUGACUUCAAGGGCAAAUAUGUUGUGCUGUUCUUCUACCCGAUGGACUUAUUGUGGAUGUCUCCUGAAGUUAUCGAGCGGGUUACUCUAUUCGAAAGGAUAUUUAAAUGCAGACUUAGGAAAACCAAUGAAAGUACAGACACACGUACAUUCGUGUGCCCCACGGAGAUCAUCGCGUUCUCUGAGCGCGCCGACGACUUCCGUAAGAUCGGCUGCGAGGUGAUCGCCGCCUCCACCGACUCGCACUUCACUCACCUCGCCUGGAUCAACACGCCGCGCAAACAGGGAGGCCUGGGCCCCAUGAACAUCCCGAUCAUCAGCGACAAGUCUCACCGCAUCGCGCGCGACUACGGCGUGCUCAACGAGGAGACCGGCAUCCCCUACCGCGGACUCUUCAUCAUCGACGAGCUGCAGAACCUGCGACAGGUCACCGUCAACGACCUGCCUGUCGGACGGUCUGUGGAGGAGACCCUCCGCCUGGUGCAGGCCUUCCAGUACACGGACAAGCACGGCGAGGUGUGUCCCGCCAACUGGCAGCCCGGCGCCAAGACCAUCAAGCCCGACACCAAGGCCGCGCAGGAGUACUUCAUCGAUGCCAACUAAACACUCCGCACACAGCAUACCGUUCAAUGUUGACGUUACUCGCUAGUACGGACAGACAAUCACAGGUGGCGCUUUUAUAAAAUGCCAUAGUUUGUAAUUGAGUUGAGAGUAAUGUGAGUGACUUGUAAUGUCAACAUUUAACAUAAUUAAAAUACUGUACUGAAAAUUGUAUUCAUAAUUUAUACCAAAUCUAUAGAAUUCUGGCAGUCGUCAAAAUUGUAGUGAUAUGCCAGAGUGUAUUCAUAAUGAGUACAAUUUUCAGUUAUUUUCACACUAACCUGAAUGUCGGAAAUAGGAGUUAGCGAUUUAGGACAUGUCUGAAUCUCAUGCGGUGAGGCUUGUCAACGCCUGUUCGACUUCACAUAUCAAAGAUAUCAACUUUUCAUUUCGAUCAUGUUGAAAAGUUAAAAGCGAGCUCCGAUUUUCCUAAACAGUUGGACAAUAAUGUAAUGUAGGUAACCGCAGUGAUUAGCUUACCUCAUACACCACGCAAUCAGUAUUCAAUCGAGAUACUAUGUUAUACGCUAGAAUCGAGGCUGUAAUAAAGCUAUGUUCAAAAA